Messenger RNA from Lontra canadensis (Northern American river otter), 1653 nucleotides. It is a transcript of the gene PTH2R, whose product is annotated as parathyroid hormone 2 receptor. Gene Ontology annotation, molecular function: parathyroid hormone receptor activity; peptide hormone binding; G protein-coupled peptide receptor activity. The coding region runs from base 1 to 1653 and encodes 550 amino acids. Gene Ontology annotation, biological process: adenylate cyclase-modulating G protein-coupled receptor signaling pathway; cell surface receptor signaling pathway. The record is from RefSeq and is a predicted model, not a curated record. The transcript has 13 exons. Gene Ontology annotation, cellular component: plasma membrane. NCBI's taxonomy places the organism in Eukaryota, Metazoa, Chordata, Mammalia, Carnivora, Mustelidae.
AUGGCCAGGCCGGGAGCAUCGCCCCACGUCUGGGGGUGGCUGAUGCUCGGCGGCUGCCUUCUCGCCGGAGCCCAGCUGGAUUCUGAUGGCACUAUUACGAUAGAGGAGCAGAUUGUCCUUGUGCUGAAAGCUAAAGUACAGUGUGAGCUCAACAUCACAGCUCAGCUUCAGGAAGGAGAGGGAAAUUGUUUCCCAGAAUGGGAUGGACUCAUUUGUUGGCCCAGAGGAACAGUGGGGAAAAUACUGGCUGUCCCGUGCCCUCCUUAUAUUUAUGACUUCAAUCAUAAAGGAGUUGCUUUUCGACACUGUAACCCCAAUGGAACAUGGGAUUUUAUGUACAGUUUAAAUAAAACAUGGGCUAAUUAUUCAGACUGCCUUCGCUUUAUGCAGCCAGAUAUCGGCAUAGGAAAGCAAGAAUUCUUUGAACGCCUCUAUGUCAUGUACACAAUUGGAUAUUCUGUCUCCUUCAGUUCCUUGGCUGUGGCUGUUCUCAUCAUUGGCUACUUCAGACGAUUACAUUGCACACGGAACUAUAUCCACAUGCACUUGUUUGUGUCUUUCAUGCUGAGAGCUGUAAGCAUCUUUGUCAAGGACAAAGUGGUCCAUGCUCACAUAGGAGUCAAGGAGCUGCAGUCCCUGUUGUUGCAGGAUGACCUACAAAGUUCCAUAGAAAUGCCUUUUGUGGACAAAUCACAAUAUAUUGGGUGCAAGAUUGCUGUUGUUAUGUUCAUUUACUUCUUGGCUACAAAUUACUAUUGGAUCUUGGUGGAAGGUCUCUACCUGCAUAGUCUAAUCUUUGUGGCAUUCUUUUCGGACACCAAAUACCUGUGGGGCUUCAUCUUGAUAGGCUGGGGGUUCCCAGCAGCAUUUGCUGUGGCCUGGGCUGUGGCACGAGCAACUCUGGCUGAUGCAAGAUGCUGGGAACUUAGUUCUGGAAACAUCAAGUGGAUUUACCAAGCCCCAAUCUUAGCAGCUAUUGGGCUCAAUUUUAUUCUGUUUCUGAAUACUGUUAGAGUUCUGGCUACCAAAAUCUGGGAGACCAAUGCAGUUGGGCAUGACACAAGAAAACAAUACAGGAAACUCGCCAAAUCAACCCUGGUCCUUGUGCUGGUCUUUGGAGUGCACUACAUCGUGUUCCUGUGCCUGCCGCACUCCUUCACGGGGCUGGGCUGGGAGGUCCGGAUGCACUGUGAGCUCUUCUUCAACUCCUUUCAGGGAUUCUUUGUGUCUAUCAUCUACUGCUACUGCAAUGGAGAGGUUCAGUCUGAGGUGAAGAAGUUGUGGAGUCGGUGGAACCUCUCCACCGACUGGAAAAGGACGCCCCCCUGCGGCGGCCACAGGUACGGCUCCGUGCUCACCACGUUGACCCACAGCACCAGCAGCCAGUCGCAGGGGGCGGCCAGCACUCGCCUGGUGCUCAUCUCCGGCAAAACCCCCAGGACAGCCGGCCGCCAGCCCGACAGCCACGUGACUUUACCCGGCUACGUGUGGAGUAGCUCGGAGCAGGACUGCCAGCCACACCUGAUCCGUGAGGAGACCCAGGAAGGGAGCGUGAGGCUGCGAGAGGAGAUUCCAAUGGCGGAGUCCCCCCGGCCACUGGAAUGUAACCCAGACCCGGAAGGAAGCAGAGGAGAAACAGAGGACGUUCUCUGA